UGUCUACAGGUUUGGCGAUGGACGAGCUCACGACUGGUGACAAUAGUAUCAUCAAUCCAGGUCUUCUUCGAGUCUUUCGCGUCGCAAGAGUCGCCAGGUUACUCAGGAUCCUGCAGUUUGCAAAGGGAAUUCGCCAGCUACUGGUGGCGCUAAUCAUCUCUUUACCAGCUCUCUUGAACGUUGGGACACUCCUGUUCUUAAUAAUCUUCAUAUACGCCAUCAUUGGAAUGUCCACCUUUGGUCAUGUUAAGAAACAGAAGAACUUGGACGACACGGUAAACUUCGAGACUUUCGGCCGCUCCAUGAUGCUGUUAUUUCGCUUGUCUACAGGUGCGGGUUGGAAUGAUAUUCUAGAAUCCUUAAUGCUUCGCGAACCUGACUGCGAUCCAAACUAUGGGGGAUUCCCGAAUGGUAACUGCGGAUUUCCCGUAGGGGCAGUGAUUUACCUUGUGUCCUACAUCUUCAUAGUUUUCCUUAUCAUAGUGAACAUGUAUAUUGCCAUUAUCCUUGAGAACGUGAACCGAGCACAAGAAGGAGGGCUCGUCAUCACUAAAGAGGACCUCGAUGGUUAUUAUGAAAAAUGGGCCUCGUUUGUAACAGAUGGAAAGCAGUAUCUUCUGGUGGAUCAAGUUUCAGACUUCGUCGAUCUGCUUGACGAGCCUUUUAAAAUUCGCAAGCCUAACGAGCAGGAGCUCGUACGAAUGGGAAUCAAUGUACGGAUGGGUUACCGGGUGCAGUGCUUCGACCUUCUUCGCUGUCUGGUCAAGCGGCUUUUGGAGAAAAAAGGCGAAUCACCGCUUGCCUUUGAGCAAAUAGCGUCCAAGUUGGAAACUCAUUUUAGAAGACGCGGAGUCAGGAAGAGAUCACGCAUUAGUAAAUCCCGAUCGGGUUCCAAUGAAAUUGCCAGUGUCGACGCUUGCGACAUACCCUUCAGCGACGCCAUGGCAUCUCCUAUCACAACGGCCGAGAGCAACAGCAAUAAUAAUAAUACCGGAGAUUCUCCAUCAAGGAACACCUCAGUGCCGCGUGCAAAAUACCGUGAUCCAUUUUCAGCCGCUUUGAUGGUUCAAAGCGCCCUUAGGCGUUUUCUGGACAAGCGCAGCACGCGUGGCGUUGUAACGUUUCCAAUGUCAAAUGGAUUCUCCAAUGACAGCGUGCCUAAGUGCUCGUGCAGUCCUCUGUCUUCGAUAUCCAGCGAUCAGGAGGUCAGCGACUUCAUGUUCGGCCUCGACCUCACGCCCGGAACCGGAAGUAGAUCCCAGACAUCUGUUGAUAGCGUGCGUAGUAGUACAUCACCUGGAUGCUGGUCGUACGACCCGUUUGACUCAGAAGGCGAUAGCGUAUGAUAAUGACAUCGAGCCUGAGGAGGGCCAUUGUCAACGGCUGUAACAAUACAUGCCUGAAGAGUUAAGUGGGACUGGUCUUUGUGUUAAUGACAUGCAAUGACGAAGAAACAAUUAGAAAAAGUUACAAUGUCUAGUUAGUUGUACAAAAAUUUAUACUAUUGAUUAGAAAUAUGUAGACUAUUUCAUGAGUAUAGCGGCAAGCAAUUCGCUUCAAAAUUAGAUUGUAGUUUUAGCCAUUAACGAGUUUAUACACCUUCGUUUCAAAAGGUAUUCCUGGCGAAGUCUUGUAUGAAAUGAAUUUUUGUACAAUCAAUUUUAGUAUUCCACCAAGUCUCGUUCUGAGAGCAAGGUUAAGACCAACUCGGAAAUAGCCAGUAUGUGAAGGUUUUACAAUCAAACCGUAAGACAAGCUUUGAUCACAGCCUUGAGUACAAAACACUGCUUACAUACAAUACCCUCUUUCUUCAUUUACACUUUUAUAUGUAUCUACUGUUUAAUGGUGAAAUAAAAAUGUUGUUCAAGUUUCUCGUAAAAUAACUUUCUUGUCCUGCCUCCAUGGUAUUCAGUACCUGAAGGGGUGAGCAUUAUGACGUGAUACUGUACGAUUAGAUGAUGAUUAAAGUCCCAUACAGACAUCUAUUCGUUCUAGUGAACCUUGAUUGAAUCAAACUUAGUUUUCCUGACUACAACCAUCAUUUAGUCGUUCUCGUCAGAAUAUUUUAGCAUAGGCGGGCGCUUAGUACUUAACGCGCUACCAGACUUCAAAACUUCUGCUUAAAAAGUUUUCUUCAACCAUUGCAUUGCAUGUAAAGUUAUACUUAAGACAAUUAACUGCUCAUGUAAAAGGGUUGAAAUAUUUUAUUUGUAAAAUGUUUCGGAAAAAACGCAAAUGAUUGAAAUUAUUUCGAGGGUGAACCAUUUUUGUUAUUGCAAAGUUUGAGCCCCAAUCAGAAUACGCCUCAUAACAGACAUGUUUGCCAUUAUUAUAAAACUUUUAUUCUACAAACCUAUGUGAAGAGUACCAAAAUGUGUAUAUGUCUUGUUCGUCUUAUUUUCGAUUAGUCGCCACAUGUUCAGGGAGUUCAUCUCGCGAUGCUGCAGUAUGUAAUCAAAAUAACAGAAAGCGUAUCAUAUAAAUACUGAAGACAAUAUUUUCUAUAUCUCACGCUGAGCACUUGACAUGCACACAACUAUUUGAUAGGCCCUUUGCAGCCAGAAAAAGUCUGUCGAAUUAGGCAAAAUGACCAAGUUUGAGGCCCCUGGAAUUGAAAGAAUGGGAUUUUAUGACUGUUUGAGUUGUCAAAAAAUUAAGAAGACUUGUACGGAAAAAGUUGUUGAAGAGCAAGAGGUUGCUCUCGAGCAACACUUUCCGUAGAUAUUCCCAAAAUUGUCCGAAAAUUCAAACUGUUGUAUCAACGUAUUCUUUAAUGACAGGGGCCUCAAACUUAGCCAUUUUGCUAGUUUCGAUACGCUUUUUUCCAUUUCUGACAUUCUUUAAGUUAUGCCCAUAAUAUAAUUUUUCUUUAUAAAAAUGUUGGUCACGUGACCCCAGCUGCAAAGGGCCUACCAUAUUGUCUCCGUCAUUCAC
Orbicella faveolata is the source of this 2934-nucleotide messenger RNA. RefSeq names its product sodium channel protein 1 brain-like. The record is from RefSeq and is a predicted model, not a curated record. NCBI's taxonomy places the organism in Eukaryota, Metazoa, Cnidaria, Anthozoa, Scleractinia, Merulinidae.